CGCAGUUUUCGGGGCGUGGUUUGAUUGGCAGAGUAAAUAGAGUCUGAUUUAUUUUUCUCUUUAAUUUCUUUUAUUUUUAUUUCUAUUAUUCGCGAUGUGCGCGAGCUCAGGAGCAGCUGCAUUACACCAGCAAUACUUUUAAUUAAUGAAUGGCGGAGGAGUGAUGACGUCAGAGUUGCUACUGAGUGCACGUGCACAGAACUGAGAGCUCCAUCAUGCCGGCUGAAGACGUGCGUCAGAGGAAAGCAGGCCGUAAGAAGUCUAAGAAAGGGAAAGGAAAAGGACUGAGUGAUGAGAAGACGAGUGGAAUAAACGGACGUGAUGAACUUAUCUCAGCUCCUCCUGUGUCCUCGCCCAAGAGAUUCACUGAGGAGAAAAAGAAGACAGCUCAGGCUAAAGUGGAUGAGGAGACGUCAUGGUCCAUCUGCGCUCAGGUGAUGUUCCCCUACCUACUGGCUGGGAUGGGGAUGGUCAUGGCCGGGAUGGUGCUGGACAGCGUGCAGCACUGGGAUGUGUUUAAAGUGAUCACUGAGGUGUUCAUCCUGGUUCCUGCUCUUGUCGGUCUUAAGGGGAAUCUGGAGAUGACUCUGGCGUCUCGCCUCUCCACUGCUGCCAACAUGGGGCAGAUGGAUGAUCCUAAACAACAGUGGUUAAUGGUGUGCAGUAAUCUGGCACUAAUACAGGUCCAGGCGACGGUGGUGGGUUUCUUGGCGGCUUUAGCGGCCGUGGCUUUGGGUGCCGCGUCGAGAGGAGGGGUGGAGCUCCAGCAGGUGGCGGUGUUGUGUGCUAGCAGUGUGACCACCGCCUUCAUCGCUGCUUUAUCUUUAGGUUUGGUGAUGAUUGGAGUGAUUAUCGGUUCCCGGAAGGUUGGCAUUAACCCUGACAAUGUGGCUACGCCCAUCGCCGCCAGUCUAGGUGAUUUAAUCACGCUGUCCCUGCUGGCAGGAAUCAGCAGCACACUGUACCAUUACAGAGAUGUGUGGUACGUGUCCCCGUUAGUGUGUGUGUUCUUCCUCGCUCUAAUUCCACUGUGGGUUCUCGUGGCUCGACGAAGUGUUCAGAUCAGGGAAGUUCUGCGUUCAGGAUGGCAACCUGUUAUAGUGGCCAUGUCCAUCAGCAGUUUCGGAGGUUUGAUUUUGGACAGAACUGUCAGUGAUCCUCAUUUCGAGGGCAUGGCUGUGUUUACUCCCGUCAUUAACGGUGUGGGUGGGAACCUGGUGGCCAUCCAGGCGAGCAGAAUCUCCACCUACCUGCACUUCUGGAGCAUUCCUGGAGUUUUGCCCUAUAAAAUGAGGCAGCACUGGCCGAACCCCUGCGUCUCCUUCUUCUCUACAGGAGUGAACUCUAAAUCUGCCCGUGUGCUGUUCCUCCUCGUCGUCCCGGGACACCUCGUCUUCCUCUUCACCAUCAAAACAUUACAUGGAGGCCACGCCCCUAUUACCCUGCCCUUCAUCUGCUGCUAUCUGUGUGCUGCACUCAUACAGGUGGCGCUGUUGCUCUACACGGCAGAUGUGAUAUUGAGGUUCAUGUGGAGAAGAAGCCUGGACCCUGAUAACUUCUCUAUCCCGUACCUUACGGCCCUGGGGGAUCUGCUGGGAACUGGUCUGCUUGCUCUCUGCUUUCAACUGGUGUUCCUUCUGCAGGAACUUGGACUAUAAUGAGACUCUAAUCUCCUCCUCUUCCUCCUGCUCCUCCUACUGUACAGAAACUCCACUGUGCCUCAUGUUGAAACCUCCUUCACUGGAACCUGAUGUAACUGCAGGUGAAGAAGAUGAAGAAGAAGCAGGUUCUGAUUUAGGUGGAGUACAGAACUGUUCUCACUAUGAGGGUAAAAGGCAGAGAAAAGUCCGAAACCAACAACUGCUUUCUUUUCAUUUUUAAAACACAAAAAUUUUCCUGACAGUCGGAACGUUCACAUUUUAUUAAAUAAAGGAAGCUUGGAACAUUAA
This is a messenger RNA of Silurus meridionalis, 1949 nucleotides long. RefSeq names its product solute carrier family 41 member 1 (gene slc41a3). Lineage: Eukaryota; Metazoa; Chordata; Actinopteri; Siluriformes; Siluridae. The transcript has 12 exons. Gene Ontology annotation, molecular function: monoatomic cation transmembrane transporter activity. Bases 216 to 1658 code for a protein of 480 amino acids. Gene Ontology annotation, biological process: monoatomic cation transport. The record is from RefSeq and is a predicted model, not a curated record. Gene Ontology annotation, cellular component: plasma membrane.